Sebastes umbrosus (honeycomb rockfish) is the source of this 1314-nucleotide messenger RNA. Its product is annotated as asialoglycoprotein receptor 1-like. The record is from RefSeq and is a predicted model, not a curated record. Lineage: Eukaryota; Metazoa; Chordata; Actinopteri; Perciformes; Sebastidae. The transcript has a single exon. The coding region runs from base 1 to 354 and encodes 117 amino acids.
AUGGCAGAUAACGUGAUCCUGAUCAAAGAGAGCAAGACCUGGGAGGAGGCCUUAUAUUACUGCCAAGAUCACUACCAUGACCUGGUCUCCAUCACCAACCUUGACGAGCAGAGAUGGGUCCAAGAGAGAGCCAAGAUGGCCAACACACCCCACGUCUGGCUGGGACUGCGCUACACCUGCACUCUGGGUUUCUGGUUCUGGAUCAGUGACGAGGCAGUCGAAUACAAGAACUGGGACUCACCCGGACAGACGGAUGAAUGCGACAUGUCUGGAGCCAUGGACCGCGGAGGGCAACAUAAGUGGUUCAAAAAGAUUGACCACGGGGAGUUUAAUUUCAUCUGCUCUACGGAGUAAAACCCAUCUACUCAUUGGUAGCAGGCGUUUUAUUCAUUUACUCACUUUGUUUGCAGUGGUGUGACACUUAUAUAUGUUCUCUGAAUGGCAUUCUGGGAAAUGCAGGCAUCACAACCUAAGGGGGGAGGGAGAGUGGCUACACUUAAGUCAAUAACGAAGUAUCACAAGAUAACUGAUGAUGUGACCCUGUAAACAGGUUUUUCUCUCUCCUUAUUCUGAUUCAGGAACAUGUUAUUUUCUGAAGUUGACGUUCCAUUGUCUUUCUCUUGAAGUGUGUAUCUUUUAUUCAUCUUUUGAGGUUGUAUUUUGUUUCCCCCAUCUUUAUGGUAGGAAUAGGAUUAAAGCAGGCUGUUCUCAUACACCGUUCAUAGCUAUACCUAUGUAAAAUUAUGCACUAUAAUUUGUAUAUAUCCCACAAAAUCAAUUUGAUCAAUCAAAGUAAUCCAUGCAAUCGCGAAGCAGGAAGUGAUGUUUGUACCCCGUGUGAAACCAGUAGUCAACGUUGAUUUAAUUGUCACGUAACUUCCGUUCUUAAGGAACGUCCCCUCCUGUAGUUAUUUUAACCCAAACUACGAUCUUUUCCUAAACCUAACUAAGUUGUUUUGUUACCUAAACCUAACUAAAUUUUUUCCUGUGAAACCAGAAGUUUUUUUUUAAAAGACUGUGAUGUGCGGAAUUUGACACGUGUUGCUGGACAUUUGUAGGAAAAGCACAGAAAAAUGAAGAAUACGUUUUCAGAUAUCAUACGAAACGCUGAAUGACGAUAUGUUGCACCAAUCUAAACAGCAUGCUGGUUUGAUUUUACUUUCAUGUAUUCAAUAUAAAACACUUUACCUUCUUUCUUUGUUUUUUUUAUCAAGUUUUGGUGAAUAUCCGGUGGUGGUUAUAGGUUAUAUUAUGUUAAAUCUUUGAUGAUCACAAUUUUAGGGUUUUAUGUAAACAGAUAAUUGUUUUACUCUG